GUUCUGCGCUUUGACGCACCGUGCAGCUAGGUGUUGUCGCGCGAUGUGAAGGAGGCUGCGUAACAGUGGCCGCAUUUUAAUUCUCGUCGCCGAAGUGUUGCUUCACCUUGUUCAGUGGUCGUUUUAAAUCUUUGGUCGAACGGUCAUCGCCAUUUGAGAGGCACGUACCACAUCAAAUAGCCGAGGAGAGGACUCCAAAAAAAUGUCGGGCACCGAUUCUGGAAUUGAGACUGGAAGCGAAAGCAACGGCAGCACGUCCAUGUCUGUAGGAUCCCCGCCCAGUCUGAACAUGGACAACGCGUUUGAUAGCACGGCACCAGACUCCAUGGAAGCACCUCUAUGCAUCAGUAACACCAGGCAUUCUCUAAUGACUGUGAACUUGCAGGAUCACGCCGAGCCACAAGACGAGGAAGUGGGCGACGCGGUUGCGCCUUUCUUCCGCAGCGUCCAGCCCCUGGCCGUGCAGUGCCUCGGCGCCAUGGCAACGGAGUCGUCGGCCUCGCUGCUUGGCCAUGACGGAGGCAUGGAGGACAGGCAGCCAUACUCGUCGCACUUCUGGCACGGCAAGAUGCGUAUGCAGCAGAGACGCGCCCGCAGGUGGCGAAACCUGUCGGCCAACUGCGCCACGUUCCGGAACAUCAUCGGUGAACGCAAGUUGCGCAUAGCGGCCAUCACAAACCAGAUUCCACUAGUGCGCCGUCUUCUGGAGACCGGCGUGAAUCCGUGCGCUGCUGACGAACGUUCCCGCACUGCCCUACACUUCGCGGCUUGCAAGGGUCACCUGGAAAUAAUCAAAAUGCUGCUCGAGCAUGGCGCCAACCCAAACCAGAGGGACAUUGUUGGCAACACUCCGCUGCACCUAGCUGUUUGCACAAGCCAUACAGAAGUUAUCACGCACCUACUAAAAGCUGGAACGGAUGUGAACUCGCUGGACAACUCUGGCCGCACUCCUUUGCACCUAGCCCAGUCCAAGCUGCGCGUCUUGAAGGUGGACGUCGCAAAGUCGUCGGAGAACGUCAAACAGGAAGUCAUGAAUGUGAUUGAGAUGCUGCAAGUGUACCUGCAGCGCAGUGGCAAGCCGGCGGAGAGCGACCUGCUGGGUGCCUUCUCCACCAGGCUGCGCCUGCACCAGACACGGCAGGAGGUUGACAACGAUGUCCAGGACCUGCUAUCCAGCCUGGCACAUUUAAGCCUGCACAAGACCUGAGCGACGAGAUUUGUGUACACUGUGCGAGAAAAUUACAAGAUGUAGGCAAAAAACAAUAUAUAUAUAUAUAUAUAUAUAUAUAUAUAUAUAUAUAUAUAUAUAUAUAUAUAUAUAUAUAUAUAUACACACACACUAUAUACACAUGUAAAGACGCAUGGACUGUGUGUGCCGCUCCAUCAGUGUCUCAGGAAGUCAUUUGUUUGUUGGCACAUUACACUCGUUACAGCUGUACUGUGGAGGCUGGCGAGGAGUGGGCAGCUUUAUUGUCGUCUUUUUUUUUCGCCCGGCUUUUACAAGGACGGUUUCAAAGUGCUGGAACAGAACAUCUACCAGAACUGCCUCCCAGGUGUGUCGUGCGAGUGUUGUGCAAUGUGUUCACAUCAUUUUGUUGUUUCUUUAUUUUGCGCAUUAAAACAUAUGUUUGAAACAAUGU
Molecule: messenger RNA, 1640 nt
Organism: Rhipicephalus sanguineus (brown dog tick)
Lineage: Eukaryota; Metazoa; Arthropoda; Arachnida; Ixodida; Ixodidae
Product: ankyrin repeat domain-containing protein 54
Exons: 10
Coding region: 203-1207 (334 amino acids)
Molecular function (GO): protein binding
Source: RefSeq, a predicted model, not a curated record